AUGGCAGCAUUCGCAGCAGGCGGUACCCCCCCGGUUCUUCGUGGCGGCCGCAACAACCGCACCAUCUACACCGUCUGCGCCGUCAUCGCCGGCGGCCUGAUGCUGCACCGGUACUACACGAGUGCGCCCGUCGAGAAGGAUGCGUUGCCCUUUCCCUACGGCGACCACAAGGAGCCCAAGGGCCGGACGGCCCCGAAGAAACAACCUUGA
Messenger RNA from Aspergillus fijiensis CBS 313.89, 210 nucleotides. RefSeq lists its product as uncharacterized. The record is from RefSeq and is a predicted model, not a curated record. The transcript is spliced from 2 exons. Lineage: Eukaryota; Fungi; Ascomycota; Eurotiomycetes; Eurotiales; Aspergillaceae. The coding region runs from base 1 to 210 and encodes 69 amino acids.